GACCCGCCUCUUCUUUCUGCAAGCCAUGUGGCUGUCGUUGGUAAAUAACCAUCUCUAAUUUUUCAACUUCCAUUUUAAUCUGAUUUUUAUCUUUGCAAAAACCUCUGGCUUGUGUCCCGCCGGAGCUGCCACAAUGUCUGCGGGCGCCGUGGACCUCCGGGCGCAGGUGGAGUCGGUGCUGGGCGCGUUGGUCAAAGCGGCCACGGUGGAGUUAACCAAACUGUUCGAGAGCAGGUACGGAGCCUCGGCGCUGGACGUGGAUGUGGGCCGCACGGAAAACAAAAGGGAAAACGCAACAUUGGAGACACUGGGUAGUUUAUCGACCGGGGACACAAAGCGCAGCAUCGGGGUGCAGGUGGACGAGGACAUUUAUUCGCCUGCGGAGCUUUGUGGUUCCCCUUCCCUCUCAGAUGGUGAUUGUUUGGGGGAGUGCAGGGAGGAGGGGGAGUUGGUCGAAGGGUGUCUCAUUCCAUCAGAAAUCCCCCUGGCUGGAGAUAAUGGCCAGGUUGACCCCGAAUGGUCGCCCCUGAAGGAACAGGUUGUGGCGGAGACUGUGGACAUGGUGGAGCUGAGCGGGUUGGAGUCUCCAGCUGAUAGUGAGCCUCAAACAGAAGUUGUUUGGCAUGUGUCUGCAGGGGUGCUGACAGAGACAUUUGGACAUGAACUUACGAAAAGUUCUCCAACUAAACAGAAGCUUCUCGUCAUCCAACCAGACACACGGGAUAUCAUUUCUGGGGAGACGGGGAAGUUUGUUUGCCCGUUGAUCCUCAAGCCAGAGUCUCCAGCUCCCAAACUCGAGAGUUCAGAGAAGCCCGUUCAAGCCGAGCCUCAACAAUCCUGUGUCAGCACCGCUAAGGGCACCGCCUACAGUCCGUCCCCAUCUGAUGGAGCCGUGACUCCAGCUCAGGCCGGGGUUUGGGAACGGAUCCACACGCCAAAGGAGACAAAGAACAAUCUCCACAUGAAACUGAAACUGACUUCUCCAGACCAAAAGCUGAUGCGUCCCUGCACGGUGGAACUGGUGAACAUGCUCACAGUGCCCAAGUCGGACACGAAGCUUCAGGGUGAUGUUGCCAAAGGCCAUGAUCCCCAGCAAAAAAGUGGUAAGCCCCUGCCCAAAGAUCUCCGCCGUCACCAAGGUCUUCACACAGGCCAUCGCCUCUGCUGCUUCACCCCCUGUGGAAACGGCGUUUGGCGGCUACAGAAGGUGGUCACGCACACCCGCGAUGGAUACCCAUGCAGCAUCUGUGGGAAGACGUUCAAGCGUAGGAAGAUUCUCCGACGGCACGAGCGCUUUCACACUGGAGAAAAACCAUACUCGUGUUCGGCGUGCUCGAAGACGUUUGCACUGAGGAAGAGCCUCCGCCGUCACGCGAGGUUCCACACAGGGGAGAGGCCGCACACCUGCACGCAGUGCAGCAAAAGCUUCCGUCUGAGAGACAAUCUAAAAGCACACCUGAGGUUUCACACUGGAGAGAAGCCUUUCAGCUGCCCCACUUGUGGGAAGAUGUACAGGAUCAUGAGGAAUCUGGAGAAACACCAGUGUGAAUUCUUUGUUCCUUCAUUCAGGAUGAUUGCUGGCUUGUAGCUGUGGGAAAGUGGUUGCGCCGUUUCCUACCUCAGUCAUACAAGUCGAGAUAAGAAAAGCUAUGAGAAACAGAAACCAUGACCCAGAUUGAUUGAUUCCCGACACUCAUUCCCGAAAGAGAUGACAGAUACUAAGGGGGAACCUUUUUUUCUACUACUGAUGGUUUUGUCUUGUUUUUCCGUGUUUCUUAGUCUUUGCCAUAUUUUGUGGACAAAUAGUGGAACUGUGUGCAAAAGUAGUACAACCAUUUGACACUUUUUAGCAUUAAACAACAUAGCAUUAAGAAACACAUGAUCAACAUCAGUUAAUCACAGUUAACCAGGCAUACUACAUACAGCUGCUCCUUGGAGAUUGUUGUCUUGUAAUUGGGUUGAAACGCAUUAGUAACAUUUUAUGCUUUUAUUUACAGAUAGAAGAUAUCUGGUGAUGUCUGGUGGGGAAAAAUACAGAUCCUCACCUGCCAACUAUUCUUGUGUUAAAGUUAUAUAUAACGUACUUCCACUGAUGUUUGUUCUUGAUGUCUGUUCUUUUUAUUGUAUGCUUUUUUUAACUUUACACUCUCUUGUGGAAAAGGCGUUUGGUUUUGUAUUCAUGUUAUUUUUACUGAAUGUAUGUAGACUUCUUUCUUUGUGUGCUUUAUAAGACUUGCUUUAAUAUUGAAAUACUUUAUAAGUGUACAUACUGUCAAACAAAUGUGAUCUCAUCUUCUCUUUUUAAACAGUUUUUUUUUUAAAGUAUUUUAUAUUCCAUAAUACAUAUACUCUGCAAUGACAAAUGUCUGUGUCCAUCUUUUUAAACUUUUGAUGUUAAAUAACAUUUUUCUUUUGUAUUAAUAAAACAAAUCAUGUUUGUAUGUA
Morone saxatilis (striped sea-bass) is the source of this 2445-nucleotide messenger RNA. RefSeq lists its product as uncharacterized. Bases 134 to 1588 code for a protein of 484 amino acids. Gene Ontology annotation, biological process: regulation of transcription by RNA polymerase II. Gene Ontology annotation, molecular function: DNA-binding transcription factor activity, RNA polymerase II-specific; RNA polymerase II cis-regulatory region sequence-specific DNA binding. The record is from RefSeq and is a predicted model, not a curated record. NCBI's taxonomy places the organism in Eukaryota, Metazoa, Chordata, Actinopteri, Moronidae. The transcript has 4 exons.